Molecule: messenger RNA, 531 nt
Organism: Brassica napus (rape)
Lineage: Eukaryota; Viridiplantae; Streptophyta; Magnoliopsida; Brassicales; Brassicaceae
Exons: 3
Coding region: 103-348 (81 amino acids)
Source: RefSeq, a predicted model, not a curated record
CACAUCAUACCAAGUGAUGUGGGGCCAACGUACUGCAGCUAAUUAGGCAAGAGUAAUCGACCAAACAACAAGAGUUUCAAAAGAUCGAAAGAAGAAGAAAGGAUGCCUCUGAGUGCGACAAUGGUCGGAGCUCUGCUGGGACUCGGCACCCAGAUGUAUUCCAACGCUCUCCGCAAGCUCCCUUACAUGCGCCAUCCGUGGGAGCAUGUGGUGGGGAUGGGACUCGGUGCUGUGUUCGCGAACCAGCUCGUGAAAUGGGAUGCGAAGCUCAAGGAAGAUCUCGACGUGAUGCUCGAUAAGGCUAGAGCUGCCAACGAGCGCCGUUACUUUGAUGAAGAUCGGGAUUAAUUAAUUGAGUGAUCUUUGAAGUCUUCCUCUGAAGUCAUCUCAAGUGCUUGUUUGUUUUGUGAGAUCUUCCCUGUAAAAGCUUUUCUUAGAGCUGGUUAUCUUUUGCUUCAUGAACCUAAAGAUUUGUGUUCUACAAUCUGAAUCUGACUAAUAAUUUCGAAUGAGAAACCCUUUCAUUGAUUA